AGUGUCGACCACCGUAGUGCGUGGGACAUGGCUAAAAAGAGGGGAUUCGAAGAUUUUUCAACAUUAAAUCAUGUUUAUUUAAGAGUAUUACGGUAAAUUAAUCUCAUAAGGUUAGUUUUGCUAACGUAUAAAAAUGAAGACUGCAUUAAUGGUGGCUGAGAAGCCCUCUCUGGCUGCCUCGCUUGCCAAUAUACUAAGCAAUGGCAGGUGCUCAUCGAGAAAAGGAUUGAAUGGGUCUUGCUCCGUUCACGAAUGGACGGGCCAGUUUAAAUCAGAGGCUGUAAACUUCAAGAUGACAUCUGUCUGCGGUCAUGUAAUGAGUUUAGACUUUCUUGGAAAAUACAAUAAUUGGGACAAAGUGGACCCUGCAGAAUUAUUCUCAUGUCCUACCGAGAAGAAGGAAGCUGUGCCCAAAUUGAAAAUUCCGUACUUCCUGGCGAAGGAAGGAAGUCAUUGUGACUAUCUCGUUCUGUGGCUUGAUUGCGACAAGGAGGGUGAAAAUAUCUGCUUUGAGGUUAUUCAUGCGGUACAACAAGGAAUGAGCCACAAAUUGAAUCCCAAUGAUAUCUGGCGUGCUCGAUUUUCUGCCAUUACAGAGAAGGAUAUCAAAGCUGCAUUGAAUACUUUGGUAAAGCCAAAUGAAAAUGAAGCACGAAGUGUAGAUGCUCGUCAAGAACUUGAUCUGCGGAUUGGUUGUGCUUUUACACGCUUUCAAACAAAAUUCUUUCAGGGAAAAUACGGCGACUUAGAUGCAUCUCUGAUAUCGUAUGGUCCUUGUCAGACGCCAACUUUAGGCUUUUGUGUUCAACGCCAUGACGAAAUACAAACUUUCAAGCCCGACGCAUAUUGGAUUCUUCAGGUGUCUGUUAAAUCAGUGGAUGGUCAAGACGUAUCGUUACACUGGAGUCGUGUUAGAUCCUUUGACAAGGAAAUCGCUACAAUUUUCUUAACCCAAGUUAAAGAAUACGAUCAGGCAAAGGUCUUGAGCGUGCAGAGUACAGAGAAGGCAAAGCCAAGGCCAAUUGCCCUUAACACCGUUGAAUUGAUGCGAAUAGCCAGUUCUGGAUUGGGAAUGGGACCACAUCAUGCUAUGCAGAUCGCUGAACGCCUUUACACUCAGGGAUACAUAAGCUAUCCUCGAACAGAGACCACGUCUUAUUCUGAAAACUUUGAUUUAAUAGGAACGCUGAGGCAGCAGCAACACAGCUCGGAAUGGGGAGACGAAGUACGGAGGAUUCUAUCGGUGGGUAUAAAUAAACCGAAGAAGGGUCAUGAUGCAGGGGACCAUCCACCAAUCACCCCGAUGAAACACGCAUCUAGGAACGAGCUGGAUGGAGACGCGUGGAGGUUGUACGACUACAUCACCAGACACUUUAUUGCCACGCUCGCUGGUGAUUGCAAGUACCUUAGUACCACGGCGAAGUUCGAAAUUGGCACGGAGAUAUUCACAGCGACGGGUCACUCGUUAAUAGAUCCUGGAUACACCAGUAUUCUCACUUGGCAGACCCUCGGUGCCAACGAGACGCUGCCGAAAUUCUCUGUCGGUGACAGAGUCAACAUCCAAGAAGCCAAGAUGGUGGAAUGCUACACGCAGCCGCCUGAUUACCUCACCGAGUCGGAGCUAAUUUCGCUGAUGGAAAAACAUGGAAUUGGCACCGAUGCCUCCAUUCCGGUGCACAUAAAUAACAUAUGCAUCCGCAACUAUGUCACCGUAGUGGCUGGGAGGAAACUGGUCCCGACGUCGCUUGGUAUCGUGCUGGUCCAUGGUUACCAGAAGAUAGACCCGGAGCUGGUGCUGCCGACGAUGAGGUCUGCCGUGGAGGAACAAUUGAAUCUGAUCGCACUCGGUAGAGCUGACUUCCACGCUGUCCUGCAGCACACCGUGGAGAUCUUCAAGCAGAAGUUCUACUAUUUCGUGCAAAGCAUCGACGCCAUGGACCAGCUGUUCGAGGUGACGUUCUCCCCGCUGUCCGCGUCCGGAAAAUCCCAUUCUCGGUGCGGCAAGUGUCGGCGGUACAUGAAGUAUAUACAGACGAAGCCGUCUCGACUGCACUGCUCCCACUGCAACGAAACGUACAAUCUACCGCAGAAUGGUAAUAUUAGGAUCUACAAGGAGUUGAAGUGUCCACUCGACGACUUCGAGCUGUUGUCCUGGUCUACCGGGACCCGCGGCAAAAGCUACACCUUCUGCCCUUAUUGCUACAACAACCCACCCUUCAGGGACAUGAAGAAGGGAAUGAGCGGCUGCAACUCCUGCACCCAUCCGACCUGUCCCCAUGGGAUGAACUCCAAUGGGAUAUCCAGCUGUCCGGAGUGCGACUCCGGCAUCCUCGUCCUGGACCCUUCGGCAGCGCCCAAGUGGAAGUUGGGCUGCAACAGGUGUGACGUGAUCAUACACCUAUUCGAAAACGCGCACAAAAUUACUGUAGACUCGGAGGUCUGCGACUGCGGCGCACAGAUGGUCACAGUCGAGUACAAGCAGGAUAAAAGCAAGCUGCCGAACGAAGCCACCGAGAUGACGGGCUGUGUCUUUUGUACCCCGGCCUUCAUGUCGUUGGUGGAAAAACACAGAGCGGUCGCCUCGAAGCCGGUGGCCACCCGAGGUCGAGGUCACGCGAAAGGUCGCAGUCGGGGCAAGCCCAGACCCCCCAAGGACAAGAUGGCACAGCUCGCGGCUUACUUCGUCUAAUCCUCUGUCAUAUGUCUCUCCAUCCAUCUCGCAUCUCACCUUUCCCCUGCGAAGCCUACGGCAACGACGGCAUUCGCCCAGGUAAUCGACGCUCAAGUUUAACCUGGCCACCCACGUAACGGUAGAACAUGGCGAUUUAUGAUCUAUGUAAUUCAUUGGAAUUUUGUCACGUGGGCGGUUUAGAGAUACUGCGUCACUAGUUAGUUCGAGUUCCUGCCACAUGGCACGUUUCAGGCAUCCAUCUCGCAUCUCACCUUUCCCCUGCGAAGCCUACGGCGACGACGGCAUUCGUCCAGGUAAUCGACGCUCAAGUUUAAGCUGGCCACCCACGUAACGAUAGAACAUGGCGAUUUAUGAUCUAUGUAAUUCAUUGGAAUUUUGUCACGUGGGCGGUUUAGAGAUACUGCGUCACUAUUUAGUUCGAGUUCCUGCCACAUGGCACGUUUCGGGCUGUCUUUUGUACCCCGACCUUCGUGUCGUUGGUGGAAAAGCACAGAGUGGUCGCCUCGAAGCCCGUGGCCACCCGAGAUCGAGGUCACGCGAAUUCAUUACGUAAUUCAUUCUAAUUUCUUCACGUGGGCGGUGUACAUACCUGCGUCACUAUUUAGUUCGCGUUCCCGCCACAUGGCACGUUUCGCGCUGUGUCUUUUGUACCUAGACCUUCGUGUAGUUGGUUGAAAAGCACGUUUCAGGCUGUGUUUUUUGUACCCCGACCUUCGUGUCGUUGGUGGAAAAGCACAGAGUGGUCGCCUCGAAGCCCGUGGCCACCCGAGGUCGAGGUCACGCGAAUUCAUUACGUAAUUCAUUCUAAUUUCUUCACGUGGGCGGUGUACAUACCUGCGUCACUAUUUAGUUCGCGUUCCCGCCACAUGGCACGUUUCGCGCUGUGUCUUUUGUACCUAGACCUUCGUGUAGUUGGUUGAAAAGCACGUUUCAGGCUGUGUUUUUUGUACCCCGACCUUCGUGUCGUUGGUGGAAAAGCACAGAGUGGUCGCCUCGAAGCCCGUGGCCACCCGAGGUCGAGGUCACGUGAAUUCAUUACGUAAUUCAUUCUAAUUUCUUCACGUGGGCGGUGUACAUACCUGCGUCACUAUUUAGUUCGCGUUCCCGCCACAUGGCACGUUUCGCGCUGUAUCUUUUGUACCUCGACCUUCGUGUAGUUGGUUGAAAAGCACGUUUCGGGCUGUGUUUUUUGUACCCCGACCUUCGUGUCGUUGGUUGAAAAGCACAGAGCGGUCGCCUCGAAGCCGGUGGCCACCCGAGGUCGAGGCCACGCAAAAGGUCGCAGUCGCGGCAAACCCAGACCCCCCAAGGACAAGAUGGCACAGCUCGCGGCUUACUUCGUCUAAUCCUCUGUCAUAUGUCCCUCCAUCCAUCUCGCAUCUCACCUUUCUCCUGCGAAGCCUACGGCGACGAUGGCAUUCGCUCAGGUAAUCGACGCUCAAGUUUAACCUGGUUACUCACAUAACGGUAGAACAUGGCGAUUUAUGAUCUAUGUAAUUCAUUGGAAUUUUGUCACGUGGACGGUUUACAGAUACUGCGUCACUAUUUAGUUCGCGUUCCCGCCACAUGGCACGUUUCAACAAAGAAUUGAAAAGUCCCAUAGAAGCCCAGGGCCUGUAUUACGUAUUUUUGACGAGAGCGCUCACUUUUCGCACUUUCAUCUCACGAGAGUUUAUCCGCCGAAUUACGUAUUCGUUAUAUGAAACAACGAGAUCACUAGCAUUUCUGAUCUAGUAAUAUUGUUAAAUACAGGUAGAUACCUUGUACAUCGAAAAUCGUUGAGAGGUAGGGUGUUAUAGACAGGAAAGGCGGGAAGAUGAAAAGUCGUUAAAAGUAAAGAAUAGAACUCGAGUCUAUGAUUCACCAUUUCGCUUAAAAAUUUGUGCCGAGCUAAUUCAUAUGCAUGGUCUCGCAUUUUCACCACCAAAAACGUUCCGUAAUACCGUGGGCUACUAAUUUUUCACAUUUUCAUUCAAUUUGCUUUAUGUAAUAGACCCCCAGAUCCUAUGACAGCGUAUGAUGCUCUAAAAGAUGACUAACCAACCAGAAGAUGAUAUGAUUCACCAUUUCGCUUAAUAAUUUGUGCCGAGCCUAUUCAUAUGAAUGGUCUCGCAUUUUCACCACCAAAAACGUUCCGUAAUACCGCGAGCUACUAAUUUUUCACAUUUUCAUUCAAAUUGCUUUAUGUAAUAGACCCCCAGAUCCUGUGACAGCGCAUGAUGCUCUAAAAGUUGACUAACCAACCAGAAGGGGGGGUAAAAGAAAAAACGCAUAUGUUAGCCAACGAUAUCUCACAUACGGGAGGAACAGAGACGCAUAUAGAAAGGCGAGUAUUGUGUGUAAGAUGAGGAAAGAAUACAAUUCGCUAUGUAUCGCCAUAAGAUUAAGAGAGAUGGAGAGAUGAUUACAGCGCCGCCAUCCGUUGGCUAACGUACUAUUUAUCGAGCAUCAAACGUCCGUAUCCUUUUGGGCUUCUAUGGAAAUUUCUGAAUUCUUUGGUGCCAAUAAAACUGUGCAACCGCGGGUGGAAAAAUAAAUUGAAAAAAUUAAGUUGUUCCGGUAAACUAUGUACGAUAAGAUACCGGAAAAGAUUCGCUAUACACGCGUCAGUUAAAAUCUGUAUAGAUCGGUUUGCGCAGAGCUAUCGGAAUUAUUUAUCAUUCUAAGGGUACCUUAAGGUGAAGUGAAACAGGUGGAGGAACUAGAUCGACGAUCGGUAAAUAGAGAUUUUUCUAAAUACCUACGUUGCCGACGUUCGUUUUUAUAUCGAGAGCUGGGUCUAAUUAUAUUGAAUAUUGUGCCAAAUGGCACACUUCAUCUGUCGUUUUCGUACAAUAAUUAUAAAGGAAUCGAAGUAAAACUCCGGAAAUCCUCUAGAUUUAUGGUCUCUGAGGUCCUAAGUGACUACAGAGGGUCCCCUGCGCCAUCUGUGAUUUUGCGUGUCAACUAAAUUUUCACUCCGGGACCUCACAUUCCUAUCGUUUUAGCACAAAAGCGCUUAAGACACUUUUUUUUGCCUUAUCCCGUUCAAAUGCGAGUUUAUCGAUUACGGGAGUAUUCUGACAUAAGAUUAUCCUGACACUUUCGUUUCUCAUAUGAGAAGCCUUCAAUAAUUAUAUAUUGAUCGAAGUAUGAGAGCUCGAC
This is a messenger RNA of Orussus abietinus, 5836 nucleotides long. It is a transcript of the gene Top3beta, whose product is annotated as DNA topoisomerase 3-beta-1. The record is from RefSeq and is a predicted model, not a curated record. The transcript has 14 exons. Gene Ontology annotation, cellular component: nucleus. Gene Ontology annotation, molecular function: DNA topoisomerase type I (single strand cut, ATP-independent) activity; DNA binding. NCBI's taxonomy places the organism in Eukaryota, Metazoa, Arthropoda, Insecta, Hymenoptera, Orussidae. Gene Ontology annotation, biological process: DNA topological change. Bases 134 to 2689 code for a protein of 851 amino acids.